UGAGAAGCCGACAGUUUAAUGUUUAUCAAUGGUUGUCGGGGGAGGGUGGUGCGCGUUUCCGCAAGCCUCCCCGAAGGUGAAUAGCACCGGGCUGCGCACUGGGCAACUUUUAUCCAUUUUUUCGUGAACAUUGGAUAAAAGGCUAAGUCGACCUCAAACAGAGGAAGACAGCGGUAUAGGCAUUUAUCAUUUAAAUUCUAAAACAUAUAAGCUGUUUAAAUUAAAGUUUAAUUUAUUUUAGAAUUAAUAAAAUGAUUAAAAAUCAUCAUGCCUCUUUUCACUAUUCCUAUCCAAAAGAGUUGCCAGUCAUAAAGAAAAAUAAAUUUACGCAAACUGAUGAAAGUUGUUUUGGAAUAUGUGAGCUCUGUAUGAUUUCCAAUGAAAGUUUAAAUGAAAUGUUAAAAGAAUAUUGUGUUAAACAGAAGUUCCCCAAUUGUUUAAUAAAUUUUUAA
Molecule: messenger RNA, 452 nt
Organism: Meloidogyne enterolobii
Lineage: Eukaryota; Metazoa; Nematoda; Chromadorea; Rhabditida; Meloidogynidae
Source: the annotation of a GenBank genome assembly